Penicillium lagena is the source of this 1062-nucleotide messenger RNA. Its product is annotated as VOC family protein. The transcript is spliced from 4 exons. NCBI's taxonomy places the organism in Eukaryota, Fungi, Ascomycota, Eurotiomycetes, Eurotiales, Aspergillaceae. Gene Ontology annotation, biological process: L-methylmalonyl-CoA metabolic process. Gene Ontology annotation, molecular function: methylmalonyl-CoA epimerase activity. Bases 1 to 1062 code for a protein of 353 amino acids. Gene Ontology annotation, cellular component: mitochondrion. The record is from RefSeq and is a predicted model, not a curated record.
AUGACCGCACCUGCAGUCAAGCCCAACCGCGGCGCUACGGUGCCAGACGUGGUCGCAGUGGGCGAUGCUCAAGAAUCUCAGUCGAGCUGGCUGAACAAGCAGAAUAUCAAUCCAAAAACCCGUAUUAAUCUGGAGAAACUGUCUCACAUGCGCUAUCAGCAUCCCAAUCUUGACGAGAUUAGCCAGUUUAUGCUUGACUUUGGAAUGCAAAUUGUAAAACAGACAGAAAAUGAGAUCUGGUAUCGAGGAUAUGGUUCAGACCACUAUGUCUACUAUGCGCGCAAAGGGCCCAAGCAGUUUUUGGGUGGUGUUUUCGAAGCCCAGACUCAGGAAGAUUUCGAUAGGGCAACAGACUUGCCGACUGCAGGCUUAGUCCAGGAUUUGAGUGAUGCUCCUGGUGGAGGAUCGUUGGUCACGAUCACUGACCCAGAAGGAUUCCCUUGCAAUAUUAUAUUCGGACAGAAGCCAACGGACACGCAAGUGUCCCACCAGGAGAAGAUUGUGUUAAAUUACGCCGGUGAAAAAUCUCGCCGACGCGAGUUUAAUCGAUUCGAGCAUGGCCCUGCGGCGGUGCACAAGCUUGGUCAUUUUGGACUCUGUACACAGAAAUUUAAUGCGCAGCUUGAAUUCUAUACGUCCACAUUCAACAUCGUCCCAACCGACCUUCUAUACAUCGAGAAAGACGGCGAGAAAAUGGUCGUGACCAUGUUCGCCCACUUGGAUCUCGGCGAAAAACACGUGGACCACCACUCAUUCUUCCUAAGUGCCAACCCUGGGUGUGCCCAUGUGCACCACUGCUCAUUCGAGGUGCAUGAUUUUGAUACCCAACAGCUCGGCCACCAGUGGCUGGCUAAAAAGGGGUACAAAUCUGUCUGGGGUGUCGGACGUCAUGUUCUGGGUUCACAGAUCUUCGACUACUGGUGGGAUACCACUGGCAACAUUGUAGAGCACUAUGCAGACGGUGAUCUUGUCAACAACGAAACGCCUAUUGGAUAUGUGCAGGCGGGAAGCGAGUCCUUGGCUGUGUGGGGCCCCGAAGUCCCCGCUUCAUUUUUGGAAUAG